Morus notabilis is the source of this 1307-nucleotide messenger RNA. Its product is annotated as UPF0301 protein CHU_1773. The transcript is spliced from 2 exons. The record is from RefSeq and is a predicted model, not a curated record. Bases 106 to 1014 code for a protein of 302 amino acids. Lineage: Eukaryota; Viridiplantae; Streptophyta; Magnoliopsida; Rosales; Moraceae.
GCCACACUACAACUAUAUAUAUAUAUUUAUUCAGUCCCUUUACCACUUUAUCCACUAGCGAAACUUUUAUUCUUUAUCUGCGAAAAAAAAAAAAAAAAAACCAACAUGGAAGCUUGUUUAUUCACCGCCAAUUCCUUCACAACAACUACCGAAUUUUCUCCUUCAAUUAGACCCAGAAUUCUCAGCUACUCCAAGAGAAAUUCUCCUCGGUUUCAUCACAGAAAAGUUGCAACUCCAUCCUCCAUAACGUGUUGUUUGCCGGAGUCAUAUUCACCGUCUGAUGAUGACAAGAAGCCCUUGAUUGAUUCCGAUUGGAGGUCAUUCAGAGCAAAACUGGUCGCAGGAGAACAAGUAUUUAGAUCGCAAGAAGAGCCUUCCUCCUCAACCGUUGACCUUGACACCGUGGUGGAUCAUCCUCCGUCUAUCAGCAUCGGUGACAAGUGGGCCCACACUAUCCACGAGCCCGAAAAGGGGUGCCUACUCAUUGCAACUGAAAAGCUCGAUGGGGUCCACAUCUUCGAGCGGACGGUCAUUCUUCUCUUGUCUACUGGGCCUUUGGGCCCAUCGGGCAUCAUUCUAAACCGGCCUUCACUGAUGUCUAUUAAGGAAACGGGAUCCACAGCUUUGGACAUCGCUGGCACGUUCUCCGACAGGCCCUUGUUCUUUGGUGGGCCGUUGGAAGAGGGCCUGUUCUUGGUGAGCCCAAAAGGAGAUGACGAUGGCGUGAGGAAAAGUGAGGUGUUUGAAGAAAUAAUGAAGGGACUGUAUUAUGGGACAAAGGAGAGUGUAGGAUGUGCUGCCGAAAUGGUGAAAAGGAAUAUGAUUGGGCUUGGGGACAUAAGGUUCUUUGAUGGGUAUUGUGGGUGGGAGAGAGACCAAUUGAAGGAUGAGAUAAGGGCUGGUUAUUGGACCGUCGCAGCUUGUAGCCCAAGUGUUAUUGGGCUUGGUAGUGUCGGAAAUGUUGGGCUGUGGGAGGAAGUCCUCGGGCUCAUGGGCCCUAGGAAGGUGUGGUGAGGAUUGCUAUAAAAUUACCAAAUUAGGUCCAUUACCACUUAUCAAGUCUAGUUAUUCACGUGCGUAUUCUUACGUGUAAAUUAUCUAUUUUGUAGUAGUAUAUUCAAAUACCAACUCUCUAAGAGUGGCAUUUUUUUUUUUCUAAUUUACCCGUGAGAACUUGACUGUUAACAGAUGCCAAUCGUGUAAUCACUAGUUACUUUCUAGUCAAAUGUAUAUUGUACAUAUGCAAAUUUUUUUUUUCUUAGAAUUGUUUUCAAAACGGGUUUUAAGCUAUAAAGUGUUAAAAUUUC